Entrophospora sp. SA101 is the source of this 1350-nucleotide messenger RNA. Lineage: Eukaryota; Fungi; Glomeromycota; Glomeromycetes; Entrophosporales; Entrophosporaceae. The record is from the annotation of a GenBank genome assembly.
AUGGAUGCAAUAGAUGCAAAUGAAUACUUGAUACAAUUUUUGGGAAGCAUUGAUAAUCUUCCAUCUGAAAUACGUCAUCAUUUUAGUGAAAUAUCAAAUAGAGAACAAGAAAUUGAUGAUUUAUUGAAAGGGAUUGAACGUCGUAAAAAAAGAUUAUGGUGUUUAUAUGACGGAGGAUCAUUUGAUAGUGAUUGUUCUGUAGUUGAAAUUGUUAAAGUUAUAACAGAGUUUGAAGACGAAGAAAUGUUAAAAGAAAAGGUUAUGAAUGAUUACAUAAGAGUAUCACAAUUGCAAGAUGAAAAAAUUGAAAUUACAGAUAAAGCUUUGGCAUUAUUUGAAGACGAAGAAAUGUUAAAAGAAAAGGUUAUGAAUGAUUACAUAAGAGUAUCACAAUUGCAAGAUGAAAAAAUUGAAAUUACAGAUAAAGCUUUGGCAUUAGUUGAAAGAUAUAUUAAACAUUUUGAUGAAGAUCUUGAUAGCUUAUUUCCUCAACAUAAUCUUCGUGAUUGUUUAUCAAAUUUUGAAUCAACAUUUGAAUCAUUAAACACAUCUCCUCAAAAUGUAAAUAUAAUAUCAUUGUCAUCUCAAGUAGAUAACAAAACAAUUGUUCAGCCAUCAAAUACAAGUAUAAAAUCAACAACAUCAACAAUUGCUUCUUUUCCUACAACAUCAUUUUUGUCAUCAUCAAUAUCUAGACACUCUAACAUUAAUACUUAUGACUAUAAUAAUGGAAUAUAUUAUCCUUCCAUGAAAUCAGAAGAAGGAGAAUUUUCAUUACCAUUAUUACCAAAUCCCUCUAGCUCUACAGCACAAAUUGGCAGAGGGUUAAAUCGAAGGAAUUUGUCUAUGUCACCUAAUCAACCAUUACCACGACGUAGAAGGCAAAUCUUUCCACAAUUUAUUAAAAUACAAUGUUCUGAUGGUGAUAAAAAUCAUUUUCAUCAUUUAAAUUCAACAGGAUCAUCUUCAAUGAUUUCUCCUGAUAGAAACAUUAAUCUUAAUAGUCUCAACCCCAAUUCCAAUAUUAAUAAUAGUAAUAUUUUUAAUAUCAUCAAUAACAAUAAUUUAAAUUUACAAACAUAUGAUUCUUCGUUUAUUUCUGAUGGCAACACAUUUUCAUCAAAUUAUAUACAAACUGUUGACCCUAAUGAACCUGUAUAUUGUAUUUGUCGACAAGUUAGCUUUGGUGAAAUGAUUGGAUGUGAUGGUGAAAAUUGUCCUAUUGAAUGGUUUCAUUUGGAUUGUGUUGAUCUUAAAGCAGUACCAGAAGGAAGAUGGUAUUGCGAACAUUGUAUGAGUACAAUGAAUCAAGUAAAAAAACGAAAAAGAGGUCGACCUAUUGGAUCAUGA